AUUUUUAAUUAUGUUUUAGGGUAAACCCUCUAAGAUCUUAACCCUUCUACUUAUCCAUCAAAAUAACUAGAUCUUAUUAGCUAUGAAAAAGAGAGGGUUUGGAAUGGGUAAAUAUAAUGGAUUCGGAGGUAAAGUAGAAAAGAACGGAGAAUCUAUUUAUCAAGCAGCAAUAAGGGAAACAUAAGAAGAGGGUUGUAUAACUCCAACAGAUGCAUAAUUUAUUGGGUAUAUAAAAAUGGAUUAUGAUUGUGAAAAAGAAACACUUAAAGUUCACAUCUUUAGAGCCACUCAUUUUGAUGGAUAAGUCAAAGAGACUGAAGAAAUGAAACCAUAAUGGUUUGAUGUUGCAAAAAUACCUUAUAAUUAAAUGUGGAUUGAUGAUUAAUAUUGGAUUCCCUAUUUACUUGAAAAUAAAUGUUUUUCUGGUUACUUGUAAUUUGAAGGACAUGAUAAAUUAAUCUAAGCUGACAUAAAAGAAGUUACAAAUUAAGAGUUAUUAAGUAUUUCAGAGAAAGAAUCUGAAAUCACAUUAUAAUGA
Molecule: messenger RNA, 538 nt
Organism: Paramecium primaurelia
Lineage: Eukaryota; Ciliophora; Oligohymenophorea; Peniculida; Parameciidae
Source: the annotation of a GenBank genome assembly